Molecule: messenger RNA, 1304 nt
Organism: Anopheles gambiae (African malaria mosquito)
Lineage: Eukaryota; Metazoa; Arthropoda; Insecta; Diptera; Culicidae
Product: acyl-coenzyme A diphosphatase NUDT19
Exons: 3
Coding region: 126-1211 (361 amino acids)
Cellular component (GO): mitochondrion
Molecular function (GO): hydrolase activity, acting on acid anhydrides, in phosphorus-containing anhydrides
Source: RefSeq, a predicted model, not a curated record
UACACCUAUCAGCUGAUGAAUGACGUACGGUAAGAUUUGUUAUUGUUCCGCUAUGAAUGUAAACAAACGUGGCGUAAUGCUUCCAGCUGUCAGUCAGUGCUGUGCUCGAAGCAGAGAGAAGGAAAAUGAUCCGAAAGUUCGCUAAACAUUGGCGCGAUUCAGCGUCCCUGCUAGUGUUAGCACGGGACCAACCAGCGGCACAACAUAAUAAGUACAAUUAUAAGGUACUUGUAUUCAAACGUACCUCUAAUACGUCAUUCAUGCCAAAUAGUGUAGUUUUUCCCGGUGGCGGUUUCGACAAACAGGACGCUUCGCUUGGCUGGGAAUCGUUCUUUCGCGAAAGAAAUGUUUCCAACACAGCGUUAAAAGCUAUCACUCAAGUCGACGGUGCAAGACCCUACAUAUUCCAGACGGAGGGUACCGAUUUGCUCGACCGCAACCUCUCGCUACGUCUCUGUGCACUGCGAGAGGCCUUCGAGGAGCUCGGCGUAUUGCUCGUUACAGACGAGCAGAGGCAGAAAACGGAAACUGGUUUUAGCAAGUGCCUACAGCUGCCUGAUGUGGACUCGUGGCAGCAAAAGAUACACGAUGGUACAGCAUCAUUCCAGGCGCUGCACACUGCACUUAGCACCGUGCCGGAUGUGUUCAAUUUGUACGAAUGGUCAUGCUGGCUAACGCCGGCCAUGUUUCGGAAACGGCGUUUUGAAACGGUGUUCUAUCUAGCGGUACUGAACAAAAUGCCUGCCAUACAUCCAGAGCCCCAUGAAGUGCAGGAAUAUUUUUGGGACACGCCGGCAGCUUUAUUAGAGGCACACCGUGAGGAAAAAAUAUGGCUCGCACCACCCCAAACGUACGAGCUGACGAGGCUCAGCUUCGUGUACGAUAUCGACCAGUUGGUGCGGUUUGCGGACAAACGCAAUCGGAAGGGUUCCACAUUGCUCUGCCCGAUACAGUACAAUGCAGCGGAUGGUGUGAUAUUCGUGCUGCCCGGUGACGAUCUGUAUCCAGCCGACUACGAUUAUCUCUCCGACAAUGCUGAUUUAGACAAGUACGGGGAGCAGACGCGGGAAGCCAUACGAAAGCAAGCGAAACGAUUGCAUCGUGUAGAGCACAAGGAUUUGCAUCACCAAGCAUUCUUUCUGAAUCAACAGCCGCUUGAUGAUCACCUACACGUGCAGGGGUUGAAUGGAAAUCUGCUGCAAAACCAAUAGAUGACCCGCUAACAGUAGGAGGUUAGUCUGAAAAUUAGGUGCUACGGGUUUUAUAAAAAAUAGUGCAAUACAAUGUUUAACCUUUCCCAUAAA